Malaya genurostris is the source of this 2667-nucleotide messenger RNA. RefSeq names its product E3 ubiquitin-protein ligase MYLIP (gene dnr1). Gene Ontology annotation, molecular function: ubiquitin-protein transferase activity. NCBI's taxonomy places the organism in Eukaryota, Metazoa, Arthropoda, Insecta, Diptera, Culicidae. Bases 617 to 2146 code for a protein of 509 amino acids. Gene Ontology annotation, biological process: ubiquitin-dependent protein catabolic process. Gene Ontology annotation, cellular component: cytoskeleton. The transcript is spliced from 5 exons. The record is from RefSeq and is a predicted model, not a curated record.
ACGGCAAUCCUACACACGACACCGUCGAGAAUGGAAGUGCGAGUGCUGUCGCUUCAAAACAGUUUAUCAAAUCGGUACAAAAGUGCGACAAGUAGUGAAAUUUCUAUUCAGGUUUUUUACGCUAGAUUAAAAUAGCUUCACAUUGCUGAUCAAUAGCCUAACAGUGUGUAAUGUUGAGCAGAAAACAAUCAUAUCACGGAGAGAUAAGGAAAAUACUGAACAGAUAAUAACCUAUUUGCGUAACAACAGAAUAGAUGAGUGCCUGUGAAAAGUGUCACGGAAACCAGCGGACUGUGAUUCGACGCUGAAGACAGCCACAAACGGUGAAACGUCAAAUAGAAAUUACAAAAUAGCUCUCAUUAUUCCAUUCCGACCACUGAAGAAAGUGCACAAACGAACCGAGAGUAAAAACGUUGAACAAAUAUUGUGUAUGCUAAUAAUCGUUGUCCUGAUUAGUGGGUGUACAGCACGAUAAGUCACAUCGAGCGACAGACGGACAAAGCAGGCUUUGUGUACACAAUAAAGACGAUUCACCCUACAGUAAAACUUGAUAACGAGCGCAGAUAUAGAAACUGUCAUCUGUGGAAAGGUGUUAAACAACCAAACCCCGUACAAAAUGUGGUGCUUGAUUAAUUUGCCUAAUGGCACUACUUCCGGGGUACAGUGUGACCCUAAAAGAAAUAGUCAGGAGUGUCUGGAAAAGGUUUGCAGUGACCUUGGAAUCAUUUGUGAAACCGACUACUUCGGAUUGAUUCCGGUCCGCGACGGGGACAGUGCAGAGGUUGACGAGUGCAGUGCGAAGCAGUGGAUCAAUCUGCGGAACCCACUGAGUCUGCAUGCGAAUGAUCGCAAUCAUCCGAUUCUGCUAUCGCUGCGAGUGAAGUUCUGGGUGCCGGCGCACUUGAUCCUGCAGGAUAGCGUCCGCCGGUUGUUCUACAUGCAGGCACGCCAGGAGCUGCUGGAUGGGCAUAUGAGUGCUGCAAGCUGGACAAAUGCCGCACACAUAUCCGCACUGUUACUUCAAGCCGAUGGCUUCAGUUAUGAUCCCGAAAAGGUAACCGCCGAUCUGAUUCCUACGCCCUCAAUCAACCGUCGGCAAUCGCGACGACCUUCGAAGCGAAAGUGCUCCGAAACGGAAACCAAGCGGGCCAGCAUCUCUCAAACAGGAACCGUUGAUGAGUUGGAAGAAGAAACGAAACCAAAGAACAUUUACCAGAGCUAUAUUGUGAAACCGACAUUCGAGGAUGUCGAACCGGAACCAAUGCCGGAAAACUUCAUCGAGAUGAUCGCCAAGGAGCAUGAAACUCUUACCAAAAUCCGAAUGUCUCCGUCUUCUGCCCAGUACUGGCUGCUAGAGGAGAUUUCUUCACUCAACGGGUACGGAGAGGAAGUCUUUGACGGCAUGACUAUUAGUGAACCAUCGGUACAGUGCAAAAUUGGCGUCAGUCCGCAUGGCCUGUCAAUCUCAAAAGAGGAAGAAAAAUACAAUAUUCCUUUUACGGCCGUGAAAGCAGCGAAAUCGAUCAAACGAUCGUUCCGGCUUAGCUACGUCAACGAAGAACACGAGGAGACGAGUGUCGAGUUGAAGCUACCGAAUCACCGCACGGCGGCUUCACUCUAUCGGGCCAUCACAGAGAAGCAUGUGUUCUACUCGUGCGAGACAGUCCGGCCCGUCGUUACCACUCAAUUUAUCCGCGAUCUCAAAGGAACGAUUGUCUCCAUGUUUAACGAAGAUACCGAACUGGGCAAGCGGUAUGUUUUCGAUAUUCAGCGAACCUGUCGCGAGGUGUACGAUAACUCGCGUCGAAUUUUGCAUGCUCGUGGAAUCGAGAUCAGUAAGGUGCAGCUGCAUUGUCCCCGGGUGCAAGCCGAAGAACUCGAUCAGAGGCUUGCCGAGGAAGCGGAAGAGAACAGCAAGCUGGACAGGUUAGUUGAGGAACGAAUCGUCGAGGCGGUUACCUGCAUAAUUUGCGCCGAUAAUAUCAUGGACACGAUAUUUCUGCCUUGCGGACAUAUCACAGCUUGUCGUCAGUGCGCAGAACAAUGUGAUCGCUGCCCACUUUGCCGGGCCGAUAUUGACUGUGUGAACAAGGCAUUUUUUCCGCAAGUUCUACGAACUAAGAAUGAGUUAGCUUCGGUUCAGUAAAUUCACGCAGUAGUCACAUUACCAGUAAUCUAUAAGGUCUUAAAAACGUAUCUAACCUCUCUGAUUAAAUACCGCUAAUUGAUACCACGAGCUAUGCCACUAGAGCGUUUAUCGCUAACGAUUGCAAGUUUGACAAAAAAUUAAAUUAGUUUUUUGUUGAUUUCCGUUACAAACUACGCAAAAACAAACAAAAAAUGAAAAGGUGAUAUUUACUUUUAGUUAGGUUUAUUUGUGCCUACAAAGGCAAUAAAAUACAGAAAAUGCAACAGAACCAUAAUAUCAAUAUCACGAAUAGUAGUCAUAUAUCAAUGCAAUUAAUUAGUAUCAAGUGAUCGGAAUGUUUGCUUAAUGCGAGUACUGUUAGGAGAAAGUAUUUUCCGUUGAGUAUUUUUUGUAUACCAUGAGUUUUACUUAUUAGACAUCCCAAUGUCGAUUAUUCAUCAUUGUAUGAUAUGUACGUGUAAGAUAACAUUAUCAAUGAAGCUGAGAAACAAUUUUAAAUUGUUGUUAAUAAACAAAAA